AUGCCCUGGAGACCUGUGCAAAUCGGCUUUGCAAUCGCUGUACACCCUUUCCGCGCAACCGAACCCGAUGACCUGCCUCUCCAGAUUGGUGACCACUUGUACAUUAUCGAACAGGGAGGCCAGACGAAUGAAUGGUACCGCGGAUACCUGGUCGCGCCGCCAUCGCUGCUGGCCGGGCUGACCAGCGAUCGAGGACAGCAGCUCGAGCAUCGCGUCUUCUCCGGCAUCUUCCCCAGCAACUGCGUCGAAGUACGCGAGUAUCUGGGCGAGGACCAAGACGAUGACGAGGAUGGAUCUCGAGACAACGAGGACAACGAUGGCAGCGUGCCAGACAACGGGGACGAAGACGAUGGGACGUCUGCACGCCGCAAAAGCCAGGCGGACCGCGCGCGGCGCGUGAGCAAAAGAAUGAGCAGAAAGAAGAGCAGUCGCAGCCUGCGGAAAACCCGGUCGAUACACCUCCACGAGGAGCCCAUGCCGCGGGAUCCUAACGCGCCCAAACCCUUGGCGCCGGUGCCAUUGCUACGUGUGGGAGACGAAACGGGCUCGUCUGCAGCAGAGCCAUUGGUUGAUGAGAUUGCAUCUUGUAUGAGGGAGUGGCACGAUGCGAGAUUGCAUGAGAUACUGCUCUCACGCGGUUAUACUCAAUUGAGCAGAGUGAAGGAGCUCGUACGCCGAGUCGACAGUAGCCGGAGUAAGCUUAUGCAUGAUGUCCUCACCGAACACGAACUGGAGGAGCUCCGCGAAGACACGGUCUGGGACCUUGUGGCUGGCAACAAGAUGCUCAACGACGAAGUCAUCGUCCGCAGUCCCACGGAAAAGGGCCGUCUCUUGACCAGCCAAGACUCGGUGGUUGAGAUGACCAAGCUCCAAGCGAAUAUGAGCAUUCUCGACAGACCUCCCAAGCCCGCUGCCGACAAGCACACGCUUCAUCACGUUCUGGUAGACGUGCGCAACUUGGUCUGCGACACCGACCCAUCCGCGACCUUACACAUGUCUCUCUACUCGAAAGCAUAUGGGGACCAGCCCCUACCGAUCAGCGAAAGCUAUGUCAUCUCAGUUCCGAUGCCCGUCGUGCCCUCUCAAACCCAAGAAGAUCAGAAUAAAACGCUGUUCGUGAAUCUCAACAACACCGACGUUGGCAUCGGUACUGACAUGAGCUCGUUGUUUGUCGUCUUCAAAUUGCUACGCGAUGAACCCCUGCGGCAGCUUGUGCAUGGGCAGGGGAUGUCGCAUCAGGUGGUGUCGCAUCAGCAUAAACCUUCGUUGCUCAGCAAUAUGUCGGCCGACAAACUCCCCACAAUGAAGAGCCGGCGCAGCGUUUUCGGCACUCCAAGGAGGAUGACUGGUCGAACAGCCUCUGAUGCCGGUGUGCGACCGCCUACAGCGCAAUCUCAGCAAUCAGACACGGAUGGCCGCUCUUCAGGAAACUCCAUUGCAGAAUCAACCACCUCUCGGGAGAUGAAAACAGUGCGGCGGACCAUUGGCAUAGGCGUUGUGGACAUCACAAAGCUUGUGCAGAGCAACCUUUCCAUCGAAACUAGCGUGGCUUUCUGGACUCCCGGGACCUCUGUAGACGAAGAGAGUGAAGAUUGGGUCGAUGUUAUUCGCGAACUAGCCCGAAGUCCCUCUGGCGGAUACUCUCGCGUUACGUUGAUGAAGCGCCUGGAUGUUUUUGUCAGAGCCUUUGCAGCUCCGGACCUUGGUGUACUUAUGCGCAACACACCUUCUCUGCUCCACAACGUCUUGACAACGCCCAAGCUGGGCUUCUCUGGAGUACCCGGCGAGAGAAGAACCGACAUCUACUUGACCCUAAGCGACCCUCGAAUUCCCCGAGGUGCUACACUGGCACACUCCAAGUAUGGCGCAGUACCGCUGAGCCAACGCUGCCAGACCAGUCUGUCUAACCUCCAGCUGACGCUCGAGGUCCGAAAGGCGAAUGGUGAGCGCAUCGACGAUUGCAUAUUCACUGCCGCGAACCAUGCUGGACAUACAGCCUGGCGUACCACCGGCAUAGAGCGUGGUGAGAGCUGGGGUCAGACGAUCAGGCUAGCCAUCCCGGCCGACCAAGUUCCUGGAAGUCACGUUGUCAUGAGUAUCGCGGACUCACCCAACUUUCCAUUUGCUCUAUCAUGGGUGCCAUUGUGGGAGUUUGAUGCUUUUGUCCGCGAUGGAGAGCACCAAGCAGCUCUAUACGUGUACGACGAGUACUCAUCGAGUAUCAUCGGGGGGAAGGGCGCCUACCUGGCUCUGCCGCCGUGGCACGACCGCGGUGACUCUGCUCAAAUGAACGCUGCAACCGUGUCGUUGCGCACCUAUCUGUGCUCGACAGAGUACUCUCAGGACCCAACAUUACUCGGUGUGCUCCAAUGGCGCAAUUAUCACGGAGACCAGCUGAUCGAAUUACUCGAACGUUUUGCCUUUGUACCGGAAAUCGAAAUCGUAAAGCUGCUGGGAGAUGUCUUUGGGGCAUUGUUCGAAAUUCUUCGCGAUUAUGAAGGAAAUGUGCGGUAUGAGGAUGUCAUCUUCUACAACUUUGUAGUCGUGCUCAGCAUCGUCCGUGACAAGCGAUUCGAGCUGGGCAGUAUCAUUGAAGAAUACGCAACCACCAGGCACGAUUGGCCAGAGGCAAGCCAGUGCCUCGUCCGAGCAUAUCAGCGACUUGUUUCCAGCCCGAUGGACCCCAAUGCCUCCCGCAAACUUCGUGCCACUUUCAAGGUCGGCGAUCAAAUCCUGAAACUCAUCGUAGAAACCACAAGACAACUCACGGAGAACGACGCGCAGGAUGCCAACGGGAUGCUCCACGACCAUCAAUCCGAUCUCCGGAAUGAGCUUCAGCGCCUGUUCCUUGCCGUCAUGGCUCUGAUGCGCAAUCCCAUGCCCGUUUUACUGGGAACUCAGACGCUUCUGAUACAGCACUAUCAUACCUGGCUACCUGAGCUAGCGCCUGUCAUGACACCUACCGAGAUUCUGGAAAUCGCAACGGAUUUGUUGGAUUCGUGCGCACACGCAAAGGGCAAGAUGAUCCUUUACAGGUUGAUUUUGAUUAUGCAUUACAGUCACCUUCAAGUCUUUCAGGCGCCUGAAGCCUCGUCAAUUCUAAUCACAUGCACUUUCAGAUGGCUGGAGCCAUACUGGGGUCACACCGACGAAGUCACCGAGCAAUGGCGCAAUCAGGUACGGCUAUGCUGCUCCGUCAUCGCGGCGCAAAUGGAAGCGUUUGGCGAGGAAAGCUGCCAGUAUGUCCCCAAGCUCGCCGAAUCAUACUUGGCGUUGAAGAAGGUUCCGYGAACUCCCAAGCCAGUCUUUAGCAUGCUGUUCCCGACAACUUUUCCUUUUCCAUACAAACCGACAGCGCAGAAUCUGGACGUGGAUGAAGCGAUGCUCGAAAUUUCCGCGCUCCUUGCUUCUGCACUAACGUCGGACCGGAAGCUCUACUUUGAUGCAAGUCAGGUCGAUAUUCCCGGCGUCUUGCUUCAGGCUUUGAAAGUCGGACACAGUGUCUUGUCUAGCGAAGCGUUUCCUCGCAGUUGGCUCAGUCUUUUGGUCAGUCAUCACCGAUGCGGGGUUACUGCAUUGGAGCGAAUAUCAGAAGUGUUGAUCGACGCGCUGCCGGAUAUAUACGCUCACGACACCUCCGAAGCGUUUGAAUUUGACACGGUCGUCUGGCGUACCUACUUCGAUACCCUCUUCACGGCACUCAGUAGUCCGGCCCUUGCCAUGGAGACAUUUCCCGAGCAAAAGCGGCGAGCGGUAUGGAAGAUUGCUGGUGAUGUUCGCGAACUUGGCGCGAACUUGCUCAAGCGCAGCUGGGAUGCUAUCGGUUGGGAAACUGACGACGAGACCAGGAGUAUGCAUGGCUUCGAGAAGAUGGGUGGAUACCAGGUACAGUUUGUGCCCGAACUGGUGGCGCCAAUUGUGGAGCUGUGCCUCAGCGUGCACGGCAGUCUUCGUGCCGUUGCGAUUGAAGUCUUGCGCUCGAUGAUUGUCGGUGCCUGGCAAAUCGACCAGGAUCUUUCCAUCAUCCAAAGUGCCAUGAUUGAUUGUCUGGACAAGCUGUGCAGGACCAAGAGCGUCACUGAAAGCGUGUUGCAGAAGACUUUCGUCCCUGAACUCCUGGAGCAAUUCCAACCCUUGCAGCGAACGGUCGAGGACAGUCUGUAUAUCGCUGUAAGCGAAAUGUUCGAGAAGAUCGACAACCUGCUGGUGAUGCUCGCAAACGUUCACAAAGCUGGCGCCGUCAGCGAUGCAAGUCGCCUCGUCGAUACCUUGCAUCUCAUGGAAUUUCUUCGGGAUGUUYAAUCCGAAGAUGCCUACAUACGGUAUGUGCAUCAGUUGGCCGAUAUGCAAACGGCCGCCGGAAACGUUACGGAGGCCGGGUUGGCACUCAAAAUGCACGCCGAUCGCUACGACUGGGACACUUCGCUCCACCUCGCCGAGAUGACGGAUCCGAAAUUGCCUUCUCAAACAGCUUUUGAACGCAAGGAAGCGAUAUACUUUGAAGUAUGCCAGAAGUUCGAGAAGGGCCGGGCCUGGAAGCAGGCACUUGCUGCGUAUCGGGAACUGGCAGUCCAGUACGAAUCCACCACUUUCGACUUUUUGAAGCUUGCGAGGACUCAGCGAGCGAUUGCUAGCAUACAGGAACGGAUUGCCAAGGGGGAUCGUAAGAACCCAAGAUACUUCAGGGUGGUGUAUCGGGGGCUAGGCUUCCCGCCAAGCCUCCGUGAUAAGCAAUUCAUCUUUGAAGGCGCAGACACCGAUCGACUUGCCAUGUUCCAAGACCGCAUGCAACAGCUGCACCCUGCUGCUCGAAUUCUCCGCACCGAUUCCGAGCCGGAGGUUGAGGGGCAGUACUUGCAGAUUUUCGCUGUCAGCCCCAACAAAGACAUUGAGCAUCCUGUUUACCAGAGGAUCAAGGUCUCCCAGGUCGUGAGGGAGUACAAUUUGAUCUCCAAUCCACAACGCUUCGCGACCACAUCUCGUCAGCCUGCGCGAGACAUUCCAAUCACAGAACAGGUUGUUGAAAAGAUGCUGUACACAACGGCAGAAGAGUUUCCUACUAUUCUCAGACGGAGCGAGGUUGUCGCAAUAGAGUCUAUAACGUUGCUGCCCAUCGAAGCUGCCAUUGAGCGGACCACAAGGAAGACGCAAGAGCUUCUUGCUUUGGAGAGUCGUAUAUCCGCCAACGGAGAUGAUGGUUCCAUGGCACGACUCACUGAAGACUUGCUGAGCUCGGUCGGCCCCGAUUCUGACAGUAGCGUUGCUCGAUAUCGUGGCCUUCUUCCAGCAUACGAGAUAUCGGACACUAUCUCGGGCUCCAUCGAUCCAUCUCUUCUCGCUCAAGAACAGGAAAACUCCCUCGACAUUAUACAGAAUGCCCUCAAAGUCGCUUUAUUGGACCAUGCACUCGCUAUCCGGCGUUGUCUGCGCCUUUAUCGCAAAGGAGACCAUCAAGCGACCAGGGCUGAGCUCCUGCCACGAUUCGAAGCCGCAUUUGCACACGAGCUGGCCAUUCUAUUCCCCCGAAACAUGAACCUGCCCGACGAACUCUCACCUCGCUCUUCCCUCGAUGACCAAGACGGUCAAUUACUGAAUGACGCAGACCAUCCACAAACUUCUGCUGGAGCGCCGUCACAAGAACAGCAGGCCGAGGCAGAAAAUGGAACCGGGCGAAGGACGUCCAUUCCGUUCCUGAAACGGGGAUUUUCGAGACAGGGGCGGACCAAUAGAACCGAAGGCGACAAGCAAACCCGCUCGGACAGUCAGACGCGCGGUCGGGAGAGGAGCAACAGUCGUCUGAGUGUUUUCCGCAACAAUACCGAUCCGGAGGCGAGACGAGGGAGCGAGAGUGGAUUCUCCUUGAAACAGAGACUUUCGUUUUUCAACAGCCAGAGCGCCGGACGGCUUCCUGGUUGA
Ramularia collo-cygni is the source of this 5916-nucleotide messenger RNA. RefSeq names its product related to SH3 and Ded_cyto domain protein. Lineage: Eukaryota; Fungi; Ascomycota; Dothideomycetes; Mycosphaerellales; Mycosphaerellaceae. Bases 1 to 5916 code for a protein of 1971 amino acids. The transcript has a single exon. Gene Ontology annotation, biological process: small GTPase-mediated signal transduction. Gene Ontology annotation, molecular function: small GTPase binding; guanyl-nucleotide exchange factor activity. Gene Ontology annotation, cellular component: plasma membrane; cytoplasm. The record is from RefSeq and is a predicted model, not a curated record.